This is a messenger RNA of Podarcis lilfordi (Lilford's wall lizard), 5013 nucleotides long. NCBI's taxonomy places the organism in Eukaryota, Metazoa, Chordata, Lepidosauria, Squamata, Lacertidae. The record is from the annotation of a GenBank genome assembly.
CUGAAGCAAAGUUCUUAACCCGAGGUACUAUUUCUGGGUUAGCGGAGUCUGUAACCUGAAGCGUCUGUAACCUGAAGCGUAGGUAACCCGAGCUACCACUGUACUUUUUUCCAGACGACUAGGAGUUAACAUAACAGAGUUGCGGAUCCUAGAGAGGCUGGGGAAAAAUAAGUACACAGCGCAGGGCAUCUUCCUCUUCCGCCUCCCGCUUCUCUCCCUCACACUGUGCUGCGAAAUAGCCUUUAGGUCUGGAGCCUCCGCUGCCGGUUGCAUUCCUGGCUGCGGGUGCAAUGCAAAGAAAAAGGGCCGUGUGGAGCGGGUAAGCUAAAGCAAGGAAGGAGAGACAGAAAGCUUAGGAGGAAACAGCUGCUGGGCGGCAGCGGGGCACAGAUUUCUGCAGCCGCCAAAUGGAGACAAAGAGCUCUGUCUGCAUUUGGCGGCUGCAGAAAUGGGGCUGGAAGGGAGCUUCUGAGGGAGAUUCCAGGCAGGUGUUUGUUUUCUUGGGGAGGGGCUGCAGCUCAGUGGUUAGAGCCUCUGCUUUGCAUGCAGAAGGUCCCAGGUCCAAUCCCUGGGGCUGGGAAACAGCUCUGUCCGAAACUGCGAAGCUGCUCUAGGAGGUCCCUUCAGCCAAGGUCCCUUCAGCCCCCCCCCCUAAAAUAUUUGAGGGCCUCCUCCCUAAGUUGAUGGGCAUUGUCAUUCAAACGGUGUGCGCGCGCCAUGUAAUCAGUUAUGUGGGGUGGGGCUUAUCUGUCGUCGUCCCCCCCCCCCCAUAUUUUAUUCAAGCUGGUACACCUGGAAGCUGCUGUCAGUGUUGACAAUAAUGAGCUGGAUGGACCUGACUCGCUAUAAGGCAGCUUACCAUGUGAGAUCAUGGCUAGCAGCCACUGACAGCCUUACCCACUGUGAAUUUGUCUUUUCAAACCAUUAGACUGUGGCUUUUUUGUUUUGUCAUGGCAAAGUUAAUUAUUUCAGUUCUGUUUUAGGUUUUGAAUCACAUGUGCACGCUGCCUUCGGAUGGCUUGUCCCGAAAAGCAGCAAAGGAAUACUUGAAAUAAAAUAAAGAGAGCAAAAAAAAAAAAAGGGUGGGGCAAUAACAUGGAGGUAAUGAAACAUCACAAAUAAACAACUGAUACAAAUGCAUCUGUGGUGUGUUUUUUGUCAUUUUUCUUAGCAACAACUCUGGAGAGGAAACAUCUAAUUCUAGAUAUUGCACUCCAAAAGAAAAACAAAUGUAUAAAAACCAGGAACUCUUCAACUCAAUAGCUGUUCCAGUUUAGUCCAAACCAGGAAACUGUGGUUAAUGGUUUCAGAACAAGCAGGGUAUAAACCCAUUGUUUGAAGCUGGCUAAAUAUCUUGGUUUGUUGUGAAGCUUUUAAUCAUGGCUUCCUGGUUUCAGUUGAAAUGGAAACUAUAGUGAGUUAAAGAAAUCCUGACUUAUUUGCUGGCUCCUGCAAACAGAGGAGUAAAGAGGCUGCCCAAAGUUUUGUUUAUAUCACCUUUGUUAAAUCAAUAUAUGAUCAUUGGAAACAUCUAAAUGUAAAGCAUCGUCCCGUGUUUUCUGUUUUGUUCCAGAAGGUGAUGACUUAGACAAGCAGGAGGAAGAUCUUUCACUAGAAAGGUGUGAGCUUCCCCAGCCUAUUAUCAUCCAAAAGCGGCAAAAGUUCUGGAGUUGAAGAGAUGCCGGGAAGUCAACAGGGACAAAAAAGACAACCUGAAAAGGCAACAGAAGGAGCUUUCCUUUGUGAAGAUGGAGAUAGUAGUUUAAAUGAAAGUACAUUACAAGAAGGAAUCCUCAUAAGUAAAGGGGGAAAUAUGGGCACAGACUGUGGAAAAAGCCUCCAUCAGAGUUUUGAGUUUCUUGAGGAUGAGAGUGUGGAGACAGGGGGACAUCAAUAUAAAUGCUCAACAUGCUGGGAAACUUUCCAUGACAGAACCCACUUGGAUACACAUGAGAGAAUCCACACAGGAGAUAAACCAUACGAAUGCACAGAUUGUGGGAAAAGCUUUAGCACGAGCUAUGGGUUUAUUGAUCAUAUAAGAGUACACACAGAGGAGAAACCAUAUAUGUGUUCAGACUGCGGUCAGUGCUUCCAUCUGAAAUCAAACCUUACUGCACACAAGAGAACCCACACAGCAGAGAACCCCUACGAGUGCUCUGAAUGCGGGCAAAGCUUUGGUAAGAAAUCACAUCUUGUCACGCACGAGAGGACCCACACUGGAGAGAAACCCUAUCAGUGCUCAGAUUGUGGGAAGAGCUUCAGCCAGAAAGGAAAUCUCGUUUCCCACAUGAGGAUCCACACAGGGGAGAAGCCAUAUAAAUGUUCCCAGUGUGGCAAAUGCUUCUCUCAUUGCACUUCACUGAUGAUGCAUGUGAGAACUCACACAGGGGAGAAACCUUACAAAUGCUCCAUCUGUGAAAAAAGCUUUGUCAACAAGGGAAACCUUGUUUCACAUGUGAGAAUCCACACAGGGGAAAAGCCCUAUGAAUGCAGAGAUUGUGGGAAAAGCUUUAGCACCAGCUUUCAGUUUAUAGAGCAUAAAAGGCUACACACGGGGGAGAAACCUUACAUGUGCUCAGACUGUGGGCAAAGCUUCAAUUCAAAAUCAAACCUCAUCACACACAAGAGAACCCACACAGGAGAGAAGCCCUAUCAGUGUACUGUGUGUGGGAAAGGCUUCCGGGUUAAAUCAUCCCUUACUAAACAUGUGAGAAUCCAUACAGGGGAGAAGCCCUACAAAUGUCCUGAGUGUGGGAAAAGCUUCAACACUAGCUCCCUGCUUGUGAAUCACAAAAGGGUUCAUACAGGAGAGAAGCCGUAUAAAUGCUCAGGAUGCGGGAGAAGCUUCCGUCAGAAAGGAAACCUUGUUUCACAUAUGAGAAUCCAUACAGGGGAGAAGCCAUACCGGUGUACUGACUGUGAUAAAAGCUUCAUUGAUAAAAAGUCGCUUAUUAAGCACAAGAGAACACAUACGGGAGAGAGAGUUUAUGAUGGUAAAGAUGGUGGGCAACGCUUCAGGUGCAACUCGGUGCUUUCGUAGCACAGUAUAAUUCACUGGGCCUGACUGGACAAAGCCUCUCCUUGGUCUGACCUACAAAUGCAGGGUAGGAGGGAGACUGCAGACUUGGUGCUUUCUCACUGACUCAGCAUUUCUUCCCCACCUCCGGCAUCACCAGACGUCCACAUGGGACCAUGUAUUAAAAUAUGGAUGUAUACUUGGGUUGAAUUUGUGUGGUCAGUACCCAGAUAGAGUGUGGUCCAUUUCUGACCUACAUUGGCCAUAGAAUUGUAGAGGGCAAAGGGACCCUGAGGGUCAUCUAGUUCAGCCCCAUGCAAUGCAGGAAUUUCAGACUGCAUUGGAAAUACUGUGUAUUUCCAAGUGGGAUGUCUCUAGAGGAGGGGUCUGGCAAGGGGUCUGAAAAUCAGGACACCUUCAGGAAUAGCUGAAACAUCCGGGUGUGCUUAGCCUGGAAGAGAGAUUGCGGGAAGAGAGAUAUUAUACCAGUCUUCAAAUAACCACACAGAAUAUGGAACAGGCUCCAGAGGGCAAGAUUUGGGUGGAAAGUGCAGGGAAGCAGAUUUCGGCAAAACAUUUAGAAGACCUAUUCAACAUUGGGGCAAAAUUAAUCAGGAGGUGGUGCUAGGGUUUUUAAAAUCUGAAAUACAGUGGUACCUCCGGUUGCGAACGGGAUCCGUUCUGGAGGUCCGGCCGUAUCCCGAAGCUUUCACAACCGGAGAGACCGCUUCUGCGCAUGCGCGCAUGGCGGUAGACCGCUUCUGCGUGUGUGCGAGCGGCGAAACACUUCCAGGUUUGCCGCUUUCGCAACCCAAAGUUUAUGUUACCAGAGGGUAACGUAACCCGAGGUUCCACUGUAUGUCAUCUGAACCUGUGCACUCUGGAUAUUCCAAUGUUACCUUUUACCUUAACUGUCAGAGGCAGCGCACGCCUCUGAAUACCAGUUGCUGGAAACCACAGAAGAGGAAAGGGCUCUUGUUCUCGGGUCCUAUUUUGGGCUUUCCAUUGGGGCAAAUGGUUGGCCACUGUGAGCAGGAUGCUGGGCUCUUCUUAUAGUCUUAUGCCACACCACCACACGGAUAGUUUCAGAGGUCGACAGCUACCCAAGUGGGCAGGAAGAGAUGGUGUGCUGCCAGCUACACAUGUGGGCAAGAUCAGGGAGAGGUAUUGUCCGAUCUCGCUGUGAUGCCACAACACAUCCCAUUAGAGCAGCCUUCCCCAAGCUGGUGCCCUCCAGAUGUUUUGGAUCACAGCUCAGUCUUAGGCCAGCAUGGCUAUGCAGCAUGAAGAGGAGGGCAAGGGGGGAACUUCUGUUGCCAUUUAGAGCAACUUCUCAGUUGCCCUUAAAUUGGCAUCGCCAGCCACCACUGGCCAUAGGCAGAAGUGCGAUGGGAUGAGAGAUGGGACGCUUACCUUUGUACAGUAGAGUACAUUUGACCCCACAGGCCUGGGGUUCCCCCUCCUGUUUUAAGACCAUGUUGGAAACAUCUGGCGUGCCAUGGGUACGAGCUUGCAGAAACGCAAUGGUGGUAGGGAUCUGAAAUGCAUAUUCUGUUCUUGUUUAUAAUAAUUUGAUGCUGCCUUUUUAAAAACGUUGCUAACAGGAAACACAGUAUUUUUCUGGUCUUUUUGUUCAAAGUGCAUAGCUACUAAGUGAGAAAUAAAUAAAUCUGGCGCGUUGUAACGGAAUGGCACGGCUUAGACCGGGAUGGGGAACCAGCAGUCUGCCAGACGUUGCUAGACCCCAGCUCCCCGAUCAUCUGUGGCAAUGCUGAGUGGGGAGGGAAGGUGAUGAGGCUUGGGAGCCCAAAACAUCUGGAAGGAGUCAGGCUGAGGAACAUGUUUUACAGAGAGAGAGAGAGAGUUCAAUUCCCAGUCUAGAGCAGGCUAGAAAUGUAAAUGCAUCAUCUCACAACUUAAAAUUUAGUAGAUUUAUAUGAAUUGAACUGUAGGUUGGAUGUUAAAACCUUUGUUUUCCUCAUUAAAUUCUACAUUAC